This is a messenger RNA of Pseudophryne corroboree (corroboree frog), 913 nucleotides long. It is a transcript of the gene LSM3, whose product is annotated as LSM3 homolog, U6 small nuclear RNA and mRNA degradation associated. Gene Ontology annotation, molecular function: RNA binding. Gene Ontology annotation, cellular component: Lsm1-7-Pat1 complex; U4/U6 x U5 tri-snRNP complex; catalytic step 2 spliceosome. NCBI's taxonomy places the organism in Eukaryota, Metazoa, Chordata, Amphibia, Anura, Myobatrachidae. The transcript has 4 exons. Gene Ontology annotation, biological process: mRNA splicing, via spliceosome; P-body assembly. The record is from RefSeq and is a predicted model, not a curated record. Bases 79 to 387 code for a protein of 102 amino acids.
CUGUGAUUGGCUGAUCCACCGCCCGAGGUCGACGGCAGCAUAAAUCUCCGGUCACUUCCGGUGCGCGCGCGAUCCAAGAUGGCGGACGACGGGGAGCAGCAACAGACCACGAACACUGUAGAGGAGCCUCUGGACUUGAUCCGGCUGAGCUUGGACGAGCGGAUUUAUGUGAAGAUGAGGAACGAGCGGGAGCUCCGAGGACGGCUACACGCAUAUGACCAGCACCUUAAUAUGAUACUGGGAGAUGUUGAAGAAACGGUGACAACCAUUGAGAUCGAUGAGGAAACCUAUGAGGAGAUCUACAAGUCUACGAAGAGGAACAUCCCCAUGCUGUUUGUUAGAGGAGACGGUGUUGUACUUGUUGCUCCUCCCCUGAGGGUCGGCUGAUGAACCCGCAAACACAUGGCGUCCGUAACGCACCAGAAUAUCCGUAACUGGCCGCCUCCCUAACAGCUUAGGUUCUGGGUUGAGUUGGCAAAACACCUUUACCUGUCCUGGUCUCUCUUGGUGCCGAGUGUGUCUGCAGAAUAUUGGGCAGCCGUGUGUUCCGCAAUUAAUAUCAUUGUCAUAAUUGUCAGCCUAAAUACGGCUCCACUUCCCUACAAAGUUUUUUCUAGAUUUUCUUUUCUUUUUAAUAUUCAGUUUGUGGAAAGUCAGACGUCCACUGUUUUCACCUCCUUGGCAGAUGCCACAGACUUUAGUUGUUUUUUACAUUAUUUAGAAAUAUGAUAUUUUGUGAAAUACUGAAAAGUUCUUUUUAUAUUUGACUCUGCAACAGAAGGCUGGUACAGGUUUUACUGUAUACAGAAGAUAUACUUCAUUUGAGAAUUGCCGUGAAAUGAUCAUUGGUGCCAUCAUUUGUUUUGAGCUGGUUUGUGAUGACUUGUAAAGUAAACUGUUCAUGAGCUGAAAA